AACAUACCACAUGUGACACAACAUAAAAAAAUAUACAAAUAUUGAAAAUAUCUAAAUGAAAAAGUGCAAAGGCCGUUUAAGCCAAGAUAGUGGCAACAUAUUUCCUUCGACCUUAGAACCCCCACAUGGAGUGGUCUAAAGUGAUGUGACCGAACCUAAUCCGAUUUCAUCGAUUUGUUCCGGUAAAUGUGAUACUGCCAUCUCAGCGGCUUGCAAGAUACACAUUAUUAUUGCAAUGGCUUCCAGCAGUAGCAACAGUUUUCACAGAAAAAGUCACCGCUUAACACAUGUGCCGCAAUGCGGUCUCAGAACUGCCGCAAGCAACACGAAUGUAGCAAGAAGGCAAGAAGUAGAAGAAGAAGAAGAAGAAUGCUACUAUUAUCAACCACCUACCUCCCAGCUGCAGCAACAAAAACAACAACCACAGCAACAACAACAACAGCAAUGCCGGCAACUAUUGCAGUUUGUCCCAUGGCUGAGCGCAAUGACCGCAUAUCGAUUGCUGACAAUCAGCCUCCUAAUUGGAAUUCUGUGUCUACAUCACGUUCACGGAGCAGAUCCCAAAUUCGACCCCUCCACGCGCAUGAGGCUGGUGCUGGUGCCGGCCGACGCACAGGUCGGCUCUGUAAUCUACAGAUUGCGUGCCACUGACGAGGAGUUCGACUAUCCACUGACCUUUGAGUUUAUGGGCGAUGCAUCGUCGUCCACCGUCAAGGUGGAAUCGCUUCCAUGCACCAAGUACAAUUCGGUCUGUCAGGCAAAUGUUGUCUUACAGCGACGUCUUGAGCCGGGCCGCUACUAUGACUUCCAAGUCUCUGUGAAGGACACAAAUGGUGGCAUGACCACGCAAUUGUGUUCAAUUACAGCGACCAAUUUCAGCACACCUCAUGACCUUAUAUUCCCACAUAAGCCGGGCAUUAUCAUGAUACCUGAGGAUGCAAAGCGAGGCUCAGAACUCGAUUAUGUUAUUGCCCGGAAAAACCCACUGUUUCAAAAACCAGUCUACCUCGAGUUAUGGGGUUCGCCAUUAUUUGCUAUAAGACAAAAGAUAAUAUCUGCUGAGACAACGGAAGGCACCGUUUUCCUUUUGGGGCCAUUGGAUUUUGAGAAGCAAGCAAUGUACCACUUGACCAUUCUGGCCAAUGAUGCAUAUGCUGAGCCUGGACAAGAUGGACGCAAUAUCGCAGGCAUGGAGAUUGUUGUCAUUGUGCAAGAUGUGCAAGAUCAGCCACCCGUUUUUACUUUGGCACCACCGGUUACAAAAUUACCACCCGGUAUACUAUCAGGCGACAAGAUAUUGCAAGUACAUGCAGAGGACGGGGAUAAAGGAAGCCCGCGGGAAGUGCGAUAUGGCUUAGUUUCUGAAAACAACCCAUUUACCUCAUUUUUUGACAUCAACGAUACCAGCGGUGAAAUCUUCUUAAAGAGACCGAUCGAAGACAUUGCGGCCAUCACGCACGUGGGCGAUCCCGUCUUGCUCACCGUAAUUGCGGAAGAAGUUAAGAUUGGUCGUGACGAACCUCCAGCCAUGGCUUCCACGGUCCAAUUGGCGUUCUUUUUGCCGGAUCGUACCAAUUCACCGCCCUAUUUCGAGAAUGAUCACUAUGUCUCACGAGUGGAUGAGAAUGCCUCACAGGGUUCAGCACUGACGUUCAUCGAUCCGUAUGUGCCACGGGUCUACGACGACGAUACUGGAAAGAACGGAGUCUUUUCACUGACAUUGCUUAACAACAAUGGCACCUUUGAGAUUAGCCCAAAUGUGGCCGAACGCAGUGCAUCCUUCCUAAUCCGAGUGCGUGACAACUCCUGGUUGGACUACGAGCAACGGCACUCGGUGCAGUUCAAUAUACUUGCCCAGGAACUGGGUCCUGCCACAAAUCUUUCGGCAAUGGUCAAUGUGACCGUUUAUAUCAAUGACGUCAAUGACAACUCACCGGUAUUCGAUCAGCCGGAAUAUACCGUGGAACUGCCAGAGAACAUGACAGUCGGCACAAAGGUUGUCCAGGUCCAUGCAAGUGACUUGGAUUCGGGUCUGGGUGGCAAGGUGCGAUACACUGCUAUCUUGGGUUACCUGAACACGUCGCUCAAUCUGAAUGCGGAGAACGGCUCGAUAACGGUGUCAACCGAUAGUCAUGGCUUUGAUCGGGAAGUAAUGCCCGAGUACCACUUAUAUGUGGAGGCACGGGACAUGGACGGCAAUGGCAAUCGUGCCCAGGUCCCUCUAAUUAUUAGGCUAAUCGAUGUGAACGAUGAGACGCCCAUCUUUGAAAAGGAUUUGUACGAAUUUAUACUGGCAGCCGAUUUGACCAGUUUCACAACCAGUGCAAUUAUACAUGCCACAGACAAGGAUGCCACGGCCCCGAACAAUGUUGUGCGCUACGAGCUCAUUCACGGUAAUUACGAGAAUAAUUUUGUGCUCGACAAGGUAACGGGCGAGUUGACGGUGCGGCAAAAGAUCAAUCUUCGCUCCAAGAAGAGCGCCGGCAUGCGAAGGCGCCGCGAUGCACAGGACAUGACCAUUUCGGAUGCUGAAAGCGAUCUAUUCAUACUAACCGCUCGGGCCUAUGACUUGGGAGUGCCAGUCCGGUUUUCGACGACGAGUAUACGCAUAUAUCCGCCGGAGAGCCGAAAGCGCAUCGUCACAUUUGUGGUGCCAGGAAGCAGCUUGGAUAAGCGAAAGACAGAGGAGACUCUCUCAGCCAUAACGGGUGGCAAGGUCUUCAUUCACGAAAUACGACCACUCAGACCGGAAGAGCCGGGUGCCAAGGACCUCCUCGAUGGUAAUCCCAACAUUAAGGAACGCAGUGUGGUCACUGCAACGGUUCUUUAUGACAGCUCAUCUGUCGUGGACAUCUCGCAGAUACAACAGCGACUCUCACAGCAUAAUAACUCCUAUGCAAUCAUGCCACAAAACACGGCGGCCUCAGACACACAGUACAAAGCUGAAAAUAAGGUUUUGUUUUGGCUGCUCAUCCUGCUGGCCACUCUGGUUGCUCUGACGAUCCUGAUUCUGCUAAUGUGCUGCAUAUGCUCGUGGUGUCCUCUGUAUGGUGCAGCUACCAAAAGAAUAGUUAAUAUCAGUAGAACUGAAGACGAUGUACAUCUAGUGCAUAGAGAAAUGGCAAAUGGAAAACAAACAAAAUCUGUUCAGGUCGCCGAAUGGAUGGGAAGACGAGAGGCCUGGUCAGCGGAGAAGCCAUCAAAUACGCGAACAAAGCCAACCCGCUGGGAGUUCCGGAAUGGACAUAAACAGCCAAACGAAAACUUAGAAAUGGAGCACGCUGCUAUUAAUACCGAUGGCGAUGUUGUACGCCGUCCAGAAUCCGCUGAAUAUCAGCAAAGACGCGUCCGCAUUAAAAACAGCCACACAGCCAAAGAAGACCCACAUCAUAGUUUCCAUAAUUCUAGAACUAAUUUAAUCAACGACCGUGACGUUUACAUUGAGGACGUAAUGGACGAUCGGCGUCUGGUGGAAAUGAAGGAAAAACUGACGCGUACAACGGAGAAUAGACAAUUGGAGAAUGCACGUUUCAAGAACUACGACAAGGAUGCUCGACAGAUUGACGACGACUCGAUGAGAAGGCACGAAAUAGAUCGUGGCAGCGAUGUUGGCUUUGGCACUGCACACAACAGUCUCAAGAAUAAACGAGAACUCUUCAUAAAAGACGGCAAUGUCGAGAUUCUACAGCUGAUGACCAGGGACAAGACUCGCGACGGUGCUGCCUUGGACGAUGAUAAUAUUUACGUGAAUGUGCCAAUAAAGUCAUCGACUAAUCUUUCGCAGCCACAGCUGCUGAUGGUGGACAAUACGGGCAAGGAGAUACUGAUGCGGCGAUUCAUAGAAGAGCAGCCAGACGGAAAGCAGAUUAUUCGGGAGCAUUAUCAUAUUGUGCCAGGUGCCACAUACAUUCAGUCAAUGCCCAACGAAAUACUUCAGGAAUCAACGCUAAAGGGCGAUACGUUUCCCUUGGGUAAAUCGGGACCAAAUAGCAUUGUCUACUCCCAAACGGAGCCGGAGGUGAAAGUCAUUCACACCCAGUCCGUUCAGGGCGAAGAGGAACUAACUCAACUGCAGCCAGUUGUGGGAGAUCAUACGCUUAGCAACGAACUGGAGCACUCGCUGAAGCAACAGAAUGCGCUCCUGCGACAGAUCCUGCUCGAAAAGGAAAAACUCGAGACGAGAUACACCCAGCACGAAAUUGUCCUGGAGACCCAAAGUCUGCCGGGCCAAUCGAUGGCGAUUGGAACACAAACCGAUUGCGAUGCUGGCACCCAAACCGAACCGACUGACGGCUAUCUGGGCAGUUUGAAGGCCCGGAGAGCCCGGAGCGAAAAUGAUGAUUCAAUGUCCGAGGAUGAGUACAAAUAUGUACGCUUCAGUCCACCAAAUAGUCCCAAUGGCAUGUACUGGAUAAAGCGUCGUCGUCCCAAAAGGCAACCAAAACUCCGGGGCAGCUCACAGCCACGGAAAAGAAUAGUUAUGGUCGAGGAGGUGAAGCGCAAGAUAAGGACACCCAUACGGGAGGAGGAGGAGGUCAACGAGGUAAGGAAACGUGUGCCGCCCAGAAAACCACUACGGGAAACCAAAACGAGUAUUCUACGGAAGCAGCUAAGCGAUGAAAGCCGUAGAAUCGACGGUGCUGCUCAACACAAGGAAACCAAUGGAAAACACAACAAAUCCGAAGCCAUUAGCCGAGAGGUAUUAAUCGAAAUAUCCGAUUCUCUCGACGAAUUCAGUAGUCCGAGAAGACAACAUCGAACGCAUCAGUACUACGAGAACAUUGAUGUUGAAGUCGAUGAGAACAGCACCGAGUACUCAAUUGACUCGGACGAGGGUGAAAUUGUAAUUAGGACAAAUGUGAAUCCAUCUGGAAGAAAUAGCUAUGCUAAAAGGUCAAGCGAAACGGAGCAACCCCAUGAAGUGCAGAUGAAAACUGUAUCCCACCAAAAUAGAGGCAUGAGCACCACUUCACCAACGGAUAUGCAACCUGAUAUACAACCCGAGGCUAGACCGAGAUUAUCACGUCGAGACAGUUCGAGACGUAGCCAAACCUCAACACGAAUGCAAACGUCUUCGGAACCGCCAAACAGUCGUUAUUCAAAUUCCAAAUACGAAAUGACUCCAAGUGAAAUUGGCCGAAAUCACGAUAAUAUUUCCAGUGAAAUGAGAGGUUCGAAAAGAUCCCUAAAUCGCUAUUAUCAAAGUGAAACGGAACUGGGCGCUCACGAUGAGCAAGCAAACGAACAGAAAACUGUGCCCAAGUACAUGGAAUGGUAUUACAGUAAGAAGAAGACCCCCUCCUCGACGGAGUCAUCCAAGUCGCACUUGUCACUAAAGAAGAAGAGUGCACCCGAGAAGCGUGUGUCGAAAACCCGUACAAAGUCAAAGCCGGAAGAUAUAGCAACGCAUGACGAUGCGGGAAAAUUCAAGCCGGAACCGGCUCCGCGAAAAUCUCCGCCAAAAGGCAGUCGACUGCUGAAAGAGGAUCGAGCCCUGAAUAAGCAGCACAAGCCCAAAGUCGAGACUGACAUCAAUCAUCCGCUCGUGCAGCAUUCCGAGCACCGUUUCGAGCGUGAGAAUGCACCGGAAGUGCCACCAGCUCCCACCAAAUUGCCACACUACAUGUAUCCAGAGACACCGCCAUAUGCGACAGCAACAGAAAAGGAUAAGGAUCAGCAGAGGCACAAACCGAAGCCGUCGCCUAUCAAAGAGAACGAAGUCAAGUUAACAAAAUCGAAAAUAAAUCUUUAUAUAGAAGAUCCAAAUGCUGCCAUCCCCCAUCCACAUCCACAUCCCCAGCCCCAUCCGCAGCCCCCAUCGCAAGCCCAAAAGCAGUUGAAUGCCUCAACCUUAGAGGAUGACCACGACUCAGGUAUUGCCAUGAACUCACUGAUGAACAGCAUGGGCCGUCGGAAUCCCCUAGCUGAGAAGAAGAGCGUUUUUUCAAUUGCUUACGAUGAUGUUAGCCGCGUCAAGAAAAUACCAUCGGGAGGAGAGUCUCCGCAAUAUUCAUAAAUGCCGGCAACUCACAAACGUUUAAUUCGAAUAACCAAUAUAUGUGAUAGCCUCUAAGGUUCGUUAUAUUUGAAGCAACUUGUAUACAACGCCCCUAAAAUACUACGCUAAAUUAAGUCCAUUAAGUCUUUCCUACGCAUAAGGUAUAAGGCAUAAGUAUGUGGAUAAGGAAAUUGCAACUAGUUUUAGUGCA
Drosophila grimshawi is the source of this 6209-nucleotide messenger RNA. RefSeq names its product cadherin-86C (gene Cad86C). NCBI's taxonomy places the organism in Eukaryota, Metazoa, Arthropoda, Insecta, Diptera, Drosophilidae. Bases 236 to 6016 code for a protein of 1926 amino acids. The transcript has 12 exons. Gene Ontology annotation, molecular function: calcium ion binding. Gene Ontology annotation, cellular component: cell-cell junction; plasma membrane. Gene Ontology annotation, biological process: homophilic cell-cell adhesion. The record is from RefSeq and is a predicted model, not a curated record.